AUGCAAUUUGAAGCAUUUGUGCCACCAAUUAGAUCUAAUCCUUGUAAGGUCGCCAAUAUUAUGCCAGUCGGCGGUCAAGAUGUUUGGAGUCGUGAGUCGCAUGAGGCUGUGCGCGAAUUUUUUGAAGCAGGAAUGGGCGAGACUGUUACUCCUUUACCAAACAGCUGUGGUAUGUGGAAGCAGAUGAAUGCUCCACCAGUUCCGUUUGUGACAGCUAACAUUACGUGCUGUGGACGCGAUCUCGCAGAUUGGCUAAUUUCUCGCUGCUUGGCUCUUCCACUAACCUCUUAA
Messenger RNA from Necator americanus (New World hookworm), 291 nucleotides. RefSeq lists its product as uncharacterized. The coding region runs from base 1 to 291 and encodes 96 amino acids. The record is from RefSeq and is a predicted model, not a curated record. The transcript is spliced from 3 exons. NCBI's taxonomy places the organism in Eukaryota, Metazoa, Nematoda, Chromadorea, Rhabditida, Ancylostomatidae.